Messenger RNA from Physcomitrium patens, 1341 nucleotides. RefSeq names its product ferritin-3, chloroplastic. The record is from RefSeq and is a predicted model, not a curated record. Gene Ontology annotation, cellular component: cytoplasm. Gene Ontology annotation, molecular function: ferric iron binding; ferrous iron binding. Gene Ontology annotation, biological process: intracellular iron ion homeostasis; iron ion transport. Lineage: Eukaryota; Viridiplantae; Streptophyta; Bryopsida; Funariales; Funariaceae.
CGGUACGGUCCAGGCGCCCCCAACCCUUUCGUCGAAUUCUGCUGUUGUGUGGAGACGAGGAGGGGAUCAUUAGAUCUGUGUGCUCAUUCCCCACACUGCACCUUUCUUGAGCCGCCGCUUGCUUGUUCCAUAGAAUUCCGCUGGCUAGACGCUAGUGUAUUUUGCGAGGAUUGUUUGUGAGGCUGGUUGCGAACCAGUUCGCUGAGAGACUGCCGACAGUGUGAGGUUUUAGUACCAUGGUGAUGGCGCGCGCAGUGGUGGCGGGGUCCGUUAACACAUCGGCUGGGGCCGUGCUGGCCACAAGGAGUGGUGACCAGGGGAGUUUGAGCGCUAGCUGUAAGAGUGUGGUGGUGCGAAGCAGGAGUCUAGUGUCGCAGAGUAGAGUAGUCGCUGUGAGAGCCUCUGGUCAGGAGUUCGCGACGAAGACAUUAUCGGGAGUGGUGUUUGAGCCCUUCAGUGAGGUGCAGGAUCAGCUUGUGAAAGUUACUACAUCGCCGCAGUUGGAGUCGUUGGCUCGCCAGCGGUUCGCCCCUUCUUGUGAGGCUGCCAUCAAUGACCAGAUCAAUGUGGAAUACAACGUUUCAUACGUCUACCAUGCUCUUUAUGCCUACUUCGAUCGUGACAAUGUAGGACUUCCAGGCUUUGCGCAGUAUUUCAAACAUGCGAGUGACGAAGAACGUGAACAUGCUGAGAAAUUGAUGAGAUACCAGAACCAACGCGGAGGAAAAGUCAAGUUGCAAUCAAUUGUCAUGCCUUUGAUGGAGUUUGACCAUCAUGAGAAGGGAGAUGCUCUUUAUGCUAUGGAGUUAGCACUUGCGCUGGAGAAAUUAACGAACGAGAAGCUUUUUCAGUUGCAUCAGGCUGCCGCUGAUGCCAAUGAUCAUCAAAUGACCGAGUUUAUUGAAAGAGAGUUCCUCACAGAGCAGGUCGAAGCAAUUAAGAAGGUGUCAGAAUAUGUCUCUCAGCUACGAAGAGUUGGGCAAGGACACGGUGUUUACCACUUCGAUUUACAACUUCAGGAAGCAUAACAGCCUGCUGUAGUGGCUUAAAAACUAGUCCUGUUAAUAGUACUUUUGGUGGUUAUAGUGAUAGUGGAAUCAAAUAUAAGGACUGUGCCUUACGUUUUGGGAUUAGAGGGCGUGCCUUCAGUUUCUUUUCGCCUUGGUGCUAAAUUUGAAUGAGGAUCUAAAAUUUUGCGCUCAAGUUUUUCCGAGGUUAGGUGAAUCCAAGAGCUUUUGUAUUGGCGCGCACUGAUGUUACAAUAUAUUCAAGUGGGCUUGAAGCCCAGAUUGCGGUUCUAUAGUCAAAUAUAAUCUAAAUUAUAGGACAUGGAUUAACAGA